This is a messenger RNA of Caenorhabditis remanei, 501 nucleotides long. RefSeq lists its product as uncharacterized. Lineage: Eukaryota; Metazoa; Nematoda; Chromadorea; Rhabditida; Rhabditidae. Gene Ontology annotation, biological process: sensory perception of chemical stimulus. Gene Ontology annotation, molecular function: transmembrane signaling receptor activity. The record is from RefSeq and is a predicted model, not a curated record. Bases 1 to 501 code for a protein of 166 amino acids. The transcript has 3 exons. Gene Ontology annotation, cellular component: membrane.
AUGCCAUUUCUAGACACUUAUCGUUACUUUGUCCAUACGGCUGAAAUGAAAUAUUAUGAAGAAACGGAGGGAUACACUCAUAUUUCGUCAGUGCCUAUCAACGACAGUUUUGCAUAUCUCAUCCCAUUCAUGAUCAUAUCGACAAUCUGUUCAGUUGCUUUGAAUAUUACGAGUCUUCUGUUCGUAAAACAAGUGAAACUUCGAAAAAAGAACGAAGUGGAGAGUAAUUUCUUAAUUAUCAUGUCAAUCACAUGUACUGCACAGUUAUUCGGAAUGAUUCUCAGUGUGUCGAGAGUGAUUCUAGCAGGAACGAAAGUUGCAAACACGCUGGCUCAAAUACUUCCAUUUGUCAGUGAUGGAUUGACUCUGGUUCAACCAUGGCUAUUGGUUGUAUUCUGUCAUUCUAUUCGAGAUAAAAUGAGGAUGACGUUGGGUUUGAAGAAGUCAAAUGUUCAAGCAGCUUCCAGUCAAAUCUUGAAAGCUCGCUCAAUUACAACUUGA